Sitodiplosis mosellana (orange wheat blossom midge) is the source of this 2158-nucleotide messenger RNA. RefSeq names its product 5'-nucleotidase domain-containing protein 3 (gene Nt5c). Bases 308 to 1825 code for a protein of 505 amino acids. The record is from RefSeq and is a predicted model, not a curated record. Lineage: Eukaryota; Metazoa; Arthropoda; Insecta; Diptera; Cecidomyiidae. The transcript is spliced from 9 exons. Gene Ontology annotation, molecular function: 5'-nucleotidase activity.
AUAGACUGACAUUUCAGUAAAUGUUACCUAACUAGCAUGUGAAUUGAUAAAAGUUCCGCAUUUUUUGUUUGUUUACAUUAUACAGUGAGUGAUUAUUUUCAUAGCUGACCAUAGCGAAAAUAGCGAGAAAAAAAAAUCAAACGCGUCCAAUCACAAUCGGCAAUAUGAAUGCGAAGCGAAUUUUCAUUAGCUCUAACUGAUUUGGUUUUCUCACGGGAAAAUCAUUUAAACCAUUGCCAUAUUGUUCCUUUAUUUAAAUUUUUUUCUGCGUAGUUUCGGACUGUGGUAUUGGUAUACAGCAAACCGAAUGAUGAAAAUGUUUGCAAAAAAUCAAUGCACAACCUUUGUGCGGCUAUUGAUGUGCCCGCCAAAAGUAACGCUCUCUGCGAAACGAUCCAUUCACAAUUAUGAUGAAAUUUAUGCACAAACUAAAACGCUUUUUCUAUCCAAAAAACUGCCGAAGAACGUAAAUAAGACUGCUGUUUUUGCUUGCAAUGAACUCGAUCUUGAAGAGAUUCAAGUUUAUGGCUUUGACUAUGAUUAUACGCUGGCUUGUUAUAAGAAGUCAUUGCACUAUCUGUUGUAUGAUUUGGCUCGCGAUAUGCUCGUUGAAAAGCUGAAGUACCCCGAAGCAAUAAAGAGCCUAGAAUACAUGCCUGGUUUUGCCAUUCGUGGAUUGCAUUAUGACAUUGAAAAGGGUUUGCUGCUCAAGCUUGACUCCUUCCUGCAGAUUCAAUUGGGAUCGGUUUAUCGUGGUCUCACACCUGUGAGUGAUGCUGAGGUUAUUCGACUCUAUCGCAACCGUGUUGUUCCAUUGGCUUACGUCGAAGGUGCUUCGAAAACUCAGUAUGGUCGCGGUAAGAUGGUGCAGCUGGCUGAUUUAUUCUCGGUGCCCGAGAUUAGUCUAUUGUGUAAUGUGGCGGAAUAUUUCGAAAAAGAGCAACUCAAUUACCAUCCAGAGAUUCUCUUCAGAGAUGUCAAACGUUCAAUGGGAGCUUGUCACCCAGUGAUGCAUGGAAUUGUAUCACAAAACGUGGAUAAGUAUAUCGAAGCAAAUCCAAGACUUGAGCCAUUCUUCAAGCGCCUUAAAGAUGACAAUAAACAACUAUUUCUUGUUACAAACAGUCCGUAUCAUUUUGUAAACCAAGGGAUGAAUAUGUUAGUUGGUCAAAAUUGGAAGGACUACUUUGAUGUAGUGAUUGUUCAAGCACGAAAACCGAGCUUCUUCACCGAUCAAACGCGUCCGUUCAGGGUAUUUGACACCAAAACUGGAACACAUUUAUGGGAUCGCGUCUGUAAUUUUGAACGUGAUAAAACCUAUUUCGAAGGCACUGUGAAACAGUUACAGGAACUUAUGAAUUGGUCCGGCCAUGAAGUAUUGUAUUUCGGUGAUCAUCCGUAUUCGGAUUUGGCCGAUGCUACUCUCGAACAUGGCUGGCGAACGGGUGCCAUUAUCAGCGAACUCGAUCAUGAAAUCGAUACUCUGAACAAGCCUGAGUUUAAACAGAAUGCAAACUGGUUGCAAAUGCUGACUCAACUCAUCGAAGACUAUCAAGAUAUUGACACAGAUGAGGCGAGAGCAGCUCUUUGUAAAUGGAAUACUGAACGGGAUCAACUUCGUCAAGCCACAAAACGAGUGUUCAACAAGCAAUUCGGAAGUGUAUUUCGAACUUAUAACAAUCCAACGUAUUUUUCGAGGCGUUUAUUCCGUUUUUCGGACAUAUACACCAGCAACAUAUCUAAUAUAACCAAUUACUCGACGGCGCAUACAUUUUAUCCUCGUCGUGGAGUCAUGCCUCACGAAUACUCAUCGCUAUUCUUAUAAAAAAAAAUCGCUUCGUUUUUCUGCUCGCAACCAUUGCAAGGAUCGCAGUGCAAUAAUAAUUGAAUUUGUGCCAAAAUGUGUGAAACCAUUUCACUUGCUACCAUUUUGUUGUGUUUUUGAGCAUUUAAAAUGUGUUCGUCUAGAUCAUUGUAGAAUUAGUUAUCAUGUUCCUCGGUUGUCCAUAAUCACUAGCACCGACUAUAAUAUAUUCAAUUGUAUUUUAUUGUGUAUAGAAAAAUAUUAUCCGAACACACAAAUUGUAUUAAAUUGCAUGCGAAAAAAAAACACCGAACAAUAAUUAAAUUUAGACAAAUGUUGCUUAAAAUCUGAAAA